AUGAUAGCUAAUUCGAGACGUUCUAUAAUAUUUAUUUCAUGUGGACUUAUUGCUGCUAUUCUAGUUUCUACCGCGAUAGUGAUAUGGAUUUACCAGCCACAGUCAAACAGCAACAACAACAGAAUAGAGACAGUAACAAAGGAUAAAAUUAAAACAUUACCUUAUGUAAAAUCAAAUUUGAUCUUCAUAAAGUAUAGAAUGAAGAUAUCUUACAUUGAUAAAUAUAAUCUGAGUGACAAUGAUAUUGAAAUUAAAGGUAAAGUUCUAAAUGAUACUUUUGAAGAUGAUCUAACUCAGGAAGACAACCUACGCGAAAUUUGUGCUGUAGGGAUCAAACUAUUGCGAAAUUAUUUACUUGAUCCAAAAAUAACUGAUUAUUUAACCGCAACCGGUAAAAUUGUUGAUAAGGUUUUGACGCAAACUAAUAGUAUAAAUGCGAGUAAAACUUUUGGAACUGAUAAAGAAUGGGAACUAUAUAUCGUCGAUAUACCUCAUUUAAUGGCCAUGUAUGAUUUAAUUGUCGAAGAAGAUAGCUCUAAUACUAAUAGGUUAACUGAAUGCCAUAAAUAUAUUAAUAGAGUUAUAACAUCUAAACUGGAACCAGCCUGCUCCAAAUCUACUCCAUCUAAGAUUGAUUUUAUAAAAAUUAGUACACCUUAUUUGCUAAUGAAUUACAAACGAUCACUUAAAGAUGAGACCUGUGUAAAUUUAUACGAAGAAGCUACAAAAAAUAAGAAUUUAGAAUUAUUGAAUCGGUAUUUAUCGUAUGAUACUAGUGAAGAUGUAAAACAAAAACAUGGCGUCUUUCGGGUCGAUGGCGACACUAUGUUCAGUAAUAAACAAGCUGAAGCCUAUAAGUGCUUUGUCUUGAUGAAUAACAUUAAAUAUAAAGACUUGUACAUUGCUGUUUAUGAAACGCUUGACCUUUCUGGAAAUGUCUACAAGUCGUAUAUGUCAUUAGUAGCACUUCUUGAUGAAAUAAAUCGGGCAAGAACUUCUGAGAUUUAA
Messenger RNA from Cotesia congregata, 1008 nucleotides. Lineage: Eukaryota; Metazoa; Arthropoda; Insecta; Hymenoptera; Braconidae. The record is from the annotation of a GenBank genome assembly.